AUGGCCAUGAUCGCGGACGCCUUCGUGUCGUACAUGGUCGAGAGGAUCCUGGAACUGGCCGAAAAAGAGGUGACGAGGCUGCUGGGAGUGAGGGAGAACUUCAAACAACUCCUUGAAAGGAUGGAGGAGUUGGCGGUCUUCCUCAAUGAUGCCGAUAGGAAGGAGAUCGGCGAUAGUUCUAUCCACCUCUGGCUCAGCAGACUGAGGGAGGUCGUGUACGACAUCGACGACCUCAUCGACGAUUACCAAUUCGAGGCCGACAAUCUCCCUCGGACGCAGGAGGAUCGGGCGGCGGGUUCAUCGGCAAACUGCGGCCACUUCAUUCCUUCCUGCAUCUCCUCCCUCCCUUUCCGGCACAGGAUAGGAAGGAGAAUCGAUUCCAUCAAUAGGAGACUGGAGGGCAUCCGCAAGGAGAAGCCGCCGCAGCUGGUGAAAUCUCAAGCCGGUCCCGACCGCGACAUUUAUCAGGGACGGAGGAGGGAGGACCGCUUGACGACCUGGCGGAUGGAUGGGGGAACCGUCGUGGGGAUCGAUCUGGAAGCCGAUCAGAUGGUGGAGAAACUCACGAAGGGGACCAACGCGAAGUGCCUCAUCUACGCCAUUGUUGGAAUGGGGGGAAUAGGGAAGACAACCCUAGCCAAGAAGGUCUACAACGACCCCCGCAUCCAGUCUCACUUCGAGGUGACGCCGUGGGUCUGCGUCACUCAAGAUGUCGUCAAGAAGGAUCUUCUGAAGGCGAUUCUCGACUCGGCGAAGGUCGACUGCGACCAGAACGACACAGUAGAAUCCAUGGAAUCCAAAGUCGAGGAGCUCGUCAGCGACAAGAGGAUUCUGCUCGUGUUGGACGACGUCUGGGACGGGGGAAUUUGGGAGGAUAACCUGGAGUAUCUACUGCAGGGCAGCGCGAUGAACAGUCGGCUCUUGAUAACCACCAGAAAGGAAGAAGUCUCCAGGAGGAUGGGAAGCUUUGAGACAUACAAGAAGAAGCGGCUGUCCCCAGACGAAGGAUGGCGGAUCCUUCGCACCGCGUUGGAGGAUUCAAUCACUCAGGAGAGGCUUCAGAAUUUCCGGAUGGUCGGCAUGGAAAUUGUGGAUAAAUGUGGGGGCCUUCCUCUGGCAGUCAAGGUCGUUCGAGGAGUUCUGAAAUCCAAGGGCUCCCCUCGUAUUGAAGACUGGAAGACUGUCCGCGACAACCCGUCCUGGAAACAGCCGAGAGACGAGCGUGAGAGCUUGCAGGAGCUGAUACCGGCUCUGUAUCUGAGCUACGCAGACCUGCCACCGAAUCUGAAGCAGUGCUUCAUCUACUGCUCCCUCUUCCCCGAGGACUUCAAGUUCCACAAGCCGAACCUCGCUCAGAUGUGGGUAGCCGAGGGUUUCGUGCGGCCGGCGGGGAGCCGUGCCAAAGAGGACGUCGCCCUCGAAUACUUCACGCAGCUGAUGAACAGGAGCCUUCUGCAAGAAUUGCCAGGAUAUUUUGAGGACUGGGGCGCCACGAUGCACGAUGCAGUGAGAGACCUCGCCGUCCACGUUUCUACAAAAAAGUACCAGUUCCAACAGGGCUCUCGGCAUUGGACGCUCUUGAGGAAGGACGCAAAAGAGGCGCCGAGCUUGAACGAUAUGAGGAAACACGUGAGGACCCUGCUGCUCUCCAGGAAUCCGUCCAUUACUUGUCUGCCCAAGAAUUAUUUCGGGAAGCUCAGGCGUCUGCGCGUCCUGGAUCUCUCAUACACGGGGAUUGAGAGUCUGGACGACUCCAUCGGGAAACUCGUCCAGUUGAGAUUUCUUAAUAUCUCAUACACCAAGCUGAAGGGGAUUCCAGACUCCAUCCAGAACCUGCGAAAUCUGCAGACCCUGCAUUCAUAUGGCUGCAAGUUCUUGAAGAGGCUUCCGAAUGGGAUGUCUCAACUCGUCAACUUGACUGAUCUCAGAGUCGAUCCUGCCGACGGUCAGCUGGACCAAAUGCCCGUUGGAAUGGGGAAUCUUGUAAAUCUGCGAACAUUAAGGGGCUUCGUGGCGAACGAUCAGACUCAGGGUGAGAACAACAUGAAGGACUUGGAGGGUUUGACCCAGCUCCGAGAUCUUGCCGUGUACAAGCUGGAGGCAGUGACAAGCAGGGCUAAGGCACAGGAAGCAUGCUUGAAAAAUAAGCAGAAAUUGAAUAAACUUCAAUUGUCAUGCAACCCAAGGAAAGAUCUAGAUCGAGAGGAUCCUGAAAUAAAAAGAAUUGAAAAAGUAUUUCAAGGUCUUUCGCCACCUUCAAUGUUAGAGAUCCUUCACAUUGAAAAGUUUUUUGGUAAGAGACUUCCUGACUGGAUCAGUAACGAUUCCCUCAGUAAUCUCCGAUGGUUGAGACUGGAAAACUGCAAGUUUUGCAGAGAGCUUCCUCCUCUAGGGAAGCUGUCUGAAUUAAGAGUUCUCCACAUUUGGAGUCUUUCAUCAAUAUCUGCUAUUGGCGCCGAGUGCUUUGGCGGUGAGACAGAAGUAAGAUCAUCCUUGCCCAGCUUAGAGACACUGUACUUUCGGGGCAUGUCCAAAUGGAAACUCUGGUCAGGCUUAGGAUGCGGUGCACUGCCUGUUCUCAACAGCUUGCACAUUGCCAAGUGUCCAAAGCUGAGAUCUCUUCCAGACGGUCUAUGUCAUGCUACUUCUUUGAGGCAGUUACAGAUUGACGGCGCUGAUAAACUGAAGGUCAUCAAGGAUCUCCCGUCGGUUACUGAAUUGAAGAUCUCAAAUAACCAGAAUCUGGAGGAGAUCUCCAAUCUCACACAACUGAAGACCAUGGAUAUCUGCAAUUGCCCAUCUAUAACGCAGACCAACUUUCUUGACGUCCUAGCUCAUCUGAAGUUGGUGGAUUCCAAGAUUGACAUCCUGCCCGUGUGGUUGACACGAACCACUUCACUCCAAAGGCUAGAACUGGUAUGUAGCGUUGAUCUUCUCAAACGUUGUUGCUUGGCCGAUAGUGAAGACUGGUGUAAGAUAAGCAACGUUCCCCGAAUCGAAGCAAGGUCCCAUGAAGGGUCGAAAUACAUAUCCUAUGUAAAGCACCCACACUCUUUCGAGAGCAACUGA
Spirodela intermedia is the source of this 3069-nucleotide messenger RNA. The record is from the annotation of a GenBank genome assembly. NCBI's taxonomy places the organism in Eukaryota, Viridiplantae, Streptophyta, Magnoliopsida, Alismatales, Araceae.